UAAAUCGAUCAACGUGGUUGGAAAAUAUCCAUGAAUAUCAUUGUUCUUUCUAUCUUCUUUACUUUGUUGUUGUCGAUCUAGUUACUUGCUAAGCAAUAAUGGUAGGGGUUGUCCAUCAUAUCCACAAAUCGUCCCAAUGGGAGAAUCUCCAAAAUCUCCUUUAAUAGCUCCCCCUUCAAAUACCCGCAUAGUGCUUCAUUAUCUUUUCAAACUUAUCUUUCGCAUAUGGAUUCCAGCUUGUCGUUUGUCAACAGCUCCAUCGUAUGGGGAACUAACAGAAACUAUGUAGGUGGACUUUCAACUAGUGGGUUUCGGGGUAGACCAAUAGCGUCCAAUAUCCAGAAGACUGGUAGAUCAAGGCUUGUGUUUUAUGCUCGAGCAGACAAUGGCAAAGAUUCCAAAGACUCCAAAGAUAUCUCAUCGUCAAGAGAUAAAGUAGAAAACAAAGCUGAAGAGAAGAAGGACGUUCGUAAACCUGCAGAAUCCAGUGCUACCCCUUCUUCCGCACCCACCGCACGAGUAGAGGCACCAAAAGCACAGACUUCCUCAGCCACUACUAGUCAGCGAAGCAGUGCUUCAACCGAAGGAUCUGGUGGCAUUAAGAUAUCUCAAGGAGGAGUAAAAGAUAAUACUGCAGUUCCUAAAUUUUCCAAGGAUUAUCUUUCUGCUAACGGUGUGUCCAUGUUACCCAAAAUCGGCUUUGAAAGAGUGAAGGAGAAGGAAUAUAAGAUCAUACCUGGGAGAGUCCGAGCUGGACGCUUUCCACCAGAUGAGACUAGAAACAUUUUGGAAAUGGCCUAUCAACGAAUAUUUGGAAAUAACUAUAUCUUUGAAGCUGAAAGGGAAGAGCUGAAGACCAUUGAUUCGGCAUUCCAGAAUGGAAGGUAUCGUGUGAAGGACUACAUUCGUGCUCUGAGCAAGUCAGAUGUGUUUAAGAACAAGUUUUUCUAUAAUCGUCCAGUUUAUAACUCUAUUGAGUUGUGUUUCCGAAUUUUAUUGGGAAGACCUUGCGACAGUUAUGCCGAGUUGAAAGGCAAGACCUCUAUUUAUGACUCUCACGGUUUUGAUGCACUUAUUGACUCGUUCUUGGAUGAUGGAGAAUAUGACGAGGCUUUUGGAUACGAUAAUGUACCUUAUAAUCGUCCAUAUACUCUUGGUACUCGCAAUUCCACUGCCCAGUUUGCUCAGUUAUUACGAAUGAGUAGUCGUGCAGCUGAUGCCGAUUACAAGUCGAAUGAACGCAAGGCAUUUACUUCCAGCAUUCAAGCUAACCGUUUUGGAAUACAAACCGUGCCUCGACUUUUGAAUCGUAUUACUGCCCGUCGAUCUAUGGGAGGAAGACCAGGACCUGUUGGUGCUCCUUGUGCUGGUUUCCGUAUGGGUGUGGAAGCUGAUAAUGAUGGUAAAGUCUACCGUCUAGAUGUGACUGGAUUCACUGAGUGGACCACUGGAGCUGCUGGUGCCGCAGGAAUAACGUUGCGUUCUCGCUCGGGAAGAUUAUAUCGUAACUCUACCAGUAUGUCCAAGGGAGUCUUGUCUCAAUUCCGUCGUUCCAAUCAAGCUUAUCUGAUUCCUAAAGACAAGAUGUUGGAGCGUAUGAUUCAGAUCCAUCAGAGAGGUGGCAAGAUUGUCUCUGUUGUUCCCACUGCUUAAUUAGUGCAAUUUGCUCGCAAGAAAUAGUUAUUCUUCUUACAAUCUUUUGUUUCUGUUGAAUAAAAGGGGUAGUUGUGUUUGGAAAGGCCGCGCUUAAUGUCUUUGUUGG
Messenger RNA from Galdieria sulphuraria, 1762 nucleotides. Its product is annotated as phycobilisome linker polypeptide. The transcript is spliced from 2 exons. Gene Ontology annotation, biological process: photosynthesis. NCBI's taxonomy places the organism in Eukaryota, Rhodophyta, Bangiophyceae, Galdieriales, Galdieriaceae. Gene Ontology annotation, cellular component: phycobilisome. The coding region runs from base 226 to 1653 and encodes 475 amino acids. The record is from RefSeq and is a predicted model, not a curated record.